Molecule: messenger RNA, 1807 nt
Organism: Eriocheir sinensis (Chinese mitten crab)
Lineage: Eukaryota; Metazoa; Arthropoda; Malacostraca; Decapoda; Varunidae
Product: protein maelstrom homolog
Exons: 12
Coding region: 252-1139 (295 amino acids)
Biological process (GO): negative regulation of DNA-templated transcription; piRNA processing; spermatogenesis
Cellular component (GO): nucleus; P granule
Molecular function (GO): sequence-specific DNA binding
Source: RefSeq, a predicted model, not a curated record
UUACUAUCAGGCCUGUAAGGAUUAUCGUUGUAACGCUGGGAGGUGCUUGUAGGGGAAAGCCCGGCACCCCUGAUGAAUUAGUGCAGCAGCAGAGCUCAGUGGCGAGUGGGAAACAUUAUAAGUGUGAAGAAGAACCAAGGAGGACCUAAGAAGAAGAAGAAGAUGAUUCGCCGCCAUUGUGUCUGCUGCACGCGUGUCGUUGGUACGUUGAAAAGUGAAGCCUAAAUUUCUGCGUCUAUUUCACCCGCAGUAUGUCCACAAAGAAUCCGAAGAAGCACAACAGUUUCUUUUACUUCCUGAGACACAAGAAAGGGGAGGUAGAAAAGAGGAUGGGCCGAAGCAUUGACCUUAGUGAACUAGCUCAGUGUGUUUCUGCAGAAUGGGAGGCUAUGUCACAGGCUCAGAAGAUGAAGUACCAGGAGAUGGCGGCUGGGAAACGGCAAACAGCAGAGAAGCUGAACUCCCUUGGGGUACCCCUGAGAGUGAAGGAGGAUAUGGAACGGAGGAAGGCGAAGGAAAAUGAGGACAUGAUCAAGUAUAUAGAGCAUCUUGUUGGCACGUACCGAUGUCAUGUUGGAGUUGAAAGGCUCAGCUUCUACAUUAUCAGCACCAGUGUCUACACAUGCACGGAUGAGGGUGUCUUAGUGCCAGCUGAGCUGAGUGUAAUAAGAUGUAGCUUUCUGGAUGGCAUAACAAAGGAACUCCAUUCUCUCUUUAAAGCUGACAUUCCAGCUGGUUACAUGAAUGAAGCUUUAGAACAUGCUGACAUGACUCACAACUUGCUUCCUAGACAAAAUGGGCCAGUUAGGGAGGAGAGGGAAAGACUAUCCCGUACUGGCACAGAAGUGCACUCUCUCCUUCAGGAGUUCCUUACUGAGGUCAGUCACCACCAUCUGAUUGCCUACACACUGAGCAUUGAGCAGGAACAGACGGAAAAAAUCCUUCUUCAGCUAACAGGUGGUGAGCAGCUCCAAAUCUCAGGCAUGAAGCUGAAGAUAUACUCUCUAGAGGUGCUGUUCCAGUCCAUGUGCUCAUUCAUUGGAAAAGUCUCUUUACAUCAGGUCACUGGAAUGAUAACUCAGUCCUGGUACGACUACCACCCUGGAAUAGCCUGCACUGAGAGCUCUAGGACUACUUGACAGAGCCCUUUAUUGGUCCCGGUUCCCAGCAAGUCUGACAGCACAACUCUCCUCAAUAUUCUCCAGCGUCUCCACCAAGGCAAAGCCAUUCCUAGAUCUUGGACGCUCUCCAAUGCACUCCUUGGUUCACAAUCUAAAUGAAGGUGGCUCUAUGAUGCACUGCACACUGGCUCGAGUCCGACGCUGGAUGUAUUUGAUGUGUCAACACAUUGGUGUGUGCAAGAACUUUGGGGUGACACCUGUGAGGGGGAAGCAUUGCCCUCUGGAGGAGGAUGCCCAAGUGGCAGUGAUGAAUCUACCAGAGAUGAUGUUUGUGACGGACGAAGCAGUUGUGUGGAAGGAUGGCUUAGGGGCUGCAGACAUGUUACAGCAGCAGGAAGUGAGAGGCAAGAUAAUGAGGACUUCAUCCCCUCUCCUUGCUGCUAGUAGAGGUACAGUCACAAGACAGGAGGGUCUGAACUCUCCCUCGACCAUUUCUUGUGUCAGUGCGCUGCCCCAGCUAUGAAGCAAUGAGGAGUGAGUGAAGAAGCAGAGGAAGAGUAGAGGGACAGGCUUCUGGUGCCAGACACUGCAAUCAACACAAUGAUGAGAAGUGAAAGGUUACUUUUGGGAUAAUGUGCAUGAUUAUGAUAGAAAUCUGGAAAAGAAAAUUUAAUUACUCAUAACGA